Molecule: messenger RNA, 8378 nt
Organism: Cottoperca gobio
Lineage: Eukaryota; Metazoa; Chordata; Actinopteri; Perciformes; Bovichtidae
Product: membrane-associated phosphatidylinositol transfer protein 2-like
Exons: 27
Coding region: 806-5224 (1472 amino acids)
Biological process (GO): phospholipid transport
Cellular component (GO): cytoplasm
Molecular function (GO): phosphatidylinositol transfer activity; phosphatidylinositol binding; phosphatidylcholine intramembrane carrier activity
Source: RefSeq, a predicted model, not a curated record
UGAAGUCUUGCAGCCGCUCAGACUUGAGGAGUGACAACUUACUAUGGCGGGUGCUCUUCAUCUGUUUGCUCUUCGCCCUUCCCAGUUCCGUGGACGGUAGCUGGACCGCAACUGGACUGAGCUCACAGCCGUUACAGUUUCCUCUCCAGGACGAGCCCGACCAACCGUCAACUCCCGCGACGGUAGCUUGGAUAUUCAAGGACAUUUUUAACGUUACCAUAGCUACUUUGGCCUUUUCUGUCGAUUAAGGGAAAUCCAGCGUGUGGUUCUCCGGUGCAAUGUUGUGGCCAUAUUUUGUAAACACGGACAGGAACGGCUGAUAUCAUAUAACACACUCCCGGGCUGAUGAUGUUUCUCUACGUGCCAUCUCUACAUGUCGUACCCGCACCCCUUCCUCUGCUGCUGAAGGGCCAUCAGACGGCGACGUAAAGGAAACCAGUUGCUGACUUUCGAUGCGUUCAUCUCAAUUAUGGCAUCGUUUCCAGACCUCAUAAAGUCGGGUUUGUGCUGAAAGAACACCACGAUACUGGUGGAAGUAGUGAAGGCAAAAAACGCGGUGAAAAGGCCAGUGAACUUUGAUUUGCUGAGUGCUGGAGUGUGUUGCAGCCAGAGGUGCAUCACUGCUGUGCAUCAGGUCCAGGAAGCGUCAAUGUGGACUUCAGCUGGUGAUUUGACAAGUCGCCUAUAGGAGCCUCCCAGAGUCUCUCCUGUCCCCUCUCCCCUUCCCUUCCCUCUGUCCCUCCCUCCCCCUUUCCCUUGUCAAUCUUCUCCCCGAUCCUUCUUUCCCCCCCCUCCAAGAUUCACCAUGCUUAUCAAGGAGUACCGCAUCCCCAUGCCCAUGAGUGUGGAGGAGUACCGCAUCGCCCAGCUCUAUAUGAUCCAGAAAAAGAGCAGAGAAGAGAGCUGUGGUGAAGGCAGCGGGGUGGAGAUCCUAGAGAAUAAACCCUACACAGAUGGACCGGGUGGGACGGGCCAGUACACCCACAAGGUCUACCACAUUGGCAUGCACAUUCCCAGCUGGUUUCGCUCCAUCUUGCCCAAAGCAGCACUGAGGGUUGAAGAGGAGUCCUGGAACGCCUACCCUUACACCCGCACCAGAUACACCUGCCCCUUUGUUGAGAAAUUCUCCAUUGACAUUGAGACCUACUACAAACCCGACACGGGCAACCAAGUCGAUGUCUUUAACAUGUCUGCAGUAGAGAAGAGACAGAGGACUAUUGACCCAAUCGACAUAGUAACAGAUCCCAUCGCUCCUCAUGAGUACAAAGCAGAGGAGGACACACGGCUCUACAAGUCAAACAAGACCCAGAGGGGGCCUCUGCAGGACGACUGGAUAGAAGACUACAACAAUAACCCAGGGAAGACCCCCAUCAUGUGUGCCUACAAACUCUGUAAGGUGGAGUUUCGCUACUGGGGCAUGCAGUCAAAGAUUGAACGCUUCAUCCAUGAUGUUGGACUGAGAAAGGUGAUGGUGCGUGCCCACCGGCAGGCCUGGUGCUGGCAGGACGAAUGGUACGGUCUGACAAUGGAGGACAUCCGGCAGCUGGAACUGGAAACCCAGCUGGCAUUGGCCACGAAGAUGGCCCAGUUUAGUCAGGCAGAGGAGGCCAUAGAGGCCAACGGAGGUGCUCCGUCUCCGGACAAAGACCAGGAGGCUAAAGAGGCGAUCAGCUCCAUUGAAGCUGAGGAGGUGGUCGUCAGCUCAGGAGGAGAGACUCUGCAGCCACGAGGUGUACUCACCAAGCAGUGGUCCACUUCAUCCAGAUCCUCCCGCUCAUCCAAGAGAGGAGUGAGCCCAUCACGUCACAGCAUCUCAGAGUGGAGGAUGCAGAGCAUAGCGCGAGAUUCCGAAGACAGCUCGGAUGAGGAGUUCUUCGACGCUCAUGAGGAUCUCUCAGACGGCGAGGAUGUCCUCCCAAAGGAAAUCGCUAAGUGGAACUCCAAUGACCUCAUGGACAAGAUUGAAGCUGCAGACAGAGAGGAAACUCCUGGUGAGAUGUUCAAGGAAAUGACAGUGGAUUAUGAAAGAGCAACCAGUCAGGACAGGCUAGAUGAGAUGCGUGGCUCUGUUAGCGGCCAAGCCGAUAGCUCUCCCAUUCCCACCAUCACGGUAACAAGGCACCAGUCAGAGAACUCGUCGCAGCAGUGUCUGCAGCCUUCCAAGAUCCAUGUGCUGAUCUUGGUUCUGCACGGAGGAAACAUCCUGGAUACAGGCGGGGGGGACCAGAACAGCAAGCAGGCCGACGUCAACACGAUUAGUACAGCUUUCGAAACAGUCAUGCGUGUUCACUACCCCGCUGCGCUGGGGCGCCUCGCCAUCCGCUUGGUACCCUGCCCUGCCAUCUGUGCCGAGGCUUUCUCCCUGGUGUCCAACCUGAGCCCAUACAGCUACGAUGAGGGCUGUCUGUCCAGCAGCCAGGAUCACAUCCCCCUGGCAGCUCUCCCCCUCCUGGCCACCUCUGCACCACAGUACCAGGAGGCCAUGGCCACCGUCAUCGUCAGAGCCAACCAGGUGUACACAGACUUCAUAAAGUCUCUGGAUGGGGCAGCGUUCUCCGGCCAGGUUUGCCUCAUUGGGGACUGUGUGGGAGGAAUCUUGGGAUUUGAUGCACUGUGCAGUAGCAAUCAGACAGUUAAUGAAAGCCAGAACAGCAGUCGCAGGGGCAGCGUCGUCAGUGUUCAGGACCAGGACCUCCUCUCUCCUGGCAUCAUUGUCAACAGCGGGCACGGCUCUGCCUCUCCGACCCUGGAGGGCAGCCGCCACCUCAGUCGGAGCAACAUCGACAUCCCUCGUGCCGGUGCAGGUGACGACACCAAGCGACAACUGCCACGCAAGAGAAGUGACUCCUCCACCUACGAACUGGACACAAUCAAACAACAUCAGGCCUUCCUGACCAGCUUACACUCCAGUGUUUUGCGGAGCGACGCAGUCUCGCGCAGGUCGAGCAGCAGCACUAUGCUGGAUGGAAGCUCCCUGGGGAAGUUUGACUUUGAGGUGUCCGACUUUUUCCUGUUUGGCUCCCCACUGGGCUUGGUACUCGCCCUGAGAAAGACUGUCGUUCCUAUGCUGGAUGUGGCCCAGCUGCGGCCUGCCUGUCAGCAGGUUUACAACCUGUUCCACCCAGCUGAUCCUUCAGCCUCCCGCCUGGAGCCUCUACUGGAGAGGAAGUUUCACCUCCUGCCUCCCUUCAACGUGCCACGUUACCAACGCUUUCCCCUGGGAGAUGGAAACUCUGCACUACUGGUGGAGACAGUCCAGAGCAACGCUCAGCUGCUACUUGACAGCGGGCCUCCCUUGUCCAUUCGCUGUCAGGAGACCAUCAGUGAGACCUGCAUCCCUGUGCCUGUGCUAAACUGGCAGGAGGGCUUCCUCAGAGCCACACCCGCCACUAUGGAGUCGGAUGUUGUUCAGUCUCAUGGUGGUGUCUUCAUGGACAGUUCGUACCCCUCAUCCCCCGUAACGGGCCCCCUCUCCCGGGGCCAGCGGCGGGCCAGUGAGGUCAGCAUUGCCAGCCAGGUCUCAGGAAUGGCAGACAGUUACACUGCCACCAACAUAGCCAACACAAAAUCAUUCCAAAUUAACCAAUCCAAAAAGUUCAGCCUUUUGUCCCAACUCGCCCUUUCUUCACAAAACAAAUUCUUCCUGAAAAGUCCUCCUAAGUCCCGUAAGAAAGCAGAGUCUGGCCAGGCCGAAGGAUCUCCUGAUGCAGAUCCAGAGCUGUACGGGGAGAUGGACAGUAGUGAAGGUCUAAGUCCCCUAGGCCAGUACGAGAACUGUUUCUCAGCCGGGCUGGACCGUGCUAUAUCUGAUCUGGUCUCACUGGACUCCCAGGCUGAAGUGGACCAAGUUGCAGCACGUUGGUGGGGCACAAAGCGGCUGGACUUUGCCCUGUACUGCCCCGAUGCCCUGACCGCUUUCCCCACAGUGGCUUUACCGCACCUCUUCCAUGCAUCAUACUGGGAGUCCACUGAUGUUGUGUCUUUUCUCCUGAGACAGGUCAUGAGGCAUGAACACUCUAGCAUCCUGGAGCUGGAUGGGAAAGAAGUGACUGAAUUCACCCCCUCCAAACCUCGAGAGAAGUGGCUCCGCAAGAGGACUCAUGUGAAGAUCAGGAACGUGACUGCCAACCACCGUGUAAAUGACGCAGUGUUCACAGAAGACACCCAGCAGGUCGUGACAGGUCGCUUUAUGUACGGCCCUCUGGACAUGGUCACCUUGGCCGGGGAGAAGGUUGACCUCCACAUCAUGACCCAGCCUCCGUCAGGAGAAUGGGUGUACUUCAACACAGAAGUGACCAACAGUAGUGGCCGCGUGUCUUUUAUCCUCCCAGAGGACAAACGUCUGGGCAUCGGAGUCUACCCUAUCAAAAUGGUUAUCAGGGGCGACCACACAUUUGCAGACAGCUACCUGACAGUUAUUCCACGUGGCACAGAGUUUGUGGUAUUCAGCAUUGACGGGUCAUUUGCUGCCAGUGUGUCAAUCAUGGGAAGUGAUCCCAAAGUGCGGGCAGGAGCCGUGGAUGUUGUCAGGCACUGGCAGGAUUUGGGCUAUUUGAUCAUCUAUGUGACAGGACGACCAGACAUGCAGAAGCAGCGGGUAGUGGCUUGGUUAUCUCAGCACAACUUCCCUCAUGGCAUUGUCUCCUUCUGUGACGGCCUGGUCCACGACCCGCUCAGACACAAGGCCAACUUCCUCAAGUCCCUGACAGAGGUUAACAUGAAGAUUUUCGCUGGCUACGGAUCAACCAAAGACAUCUCAGUCUACACCGCCAUUGGCCUCCCAGCCUCCCAAAUAUACAUCGUCGGUAGACCGUCCAAGAAAAUGCAGCACCAGUGCCAGUUCAUCACAGAAGGAUAUGCGGCUCAUUUGUCCCAGCUGGAGUACAGCCACCGCUCUCGGCCAGCUAAGUCCAGCACUGCACGCAUGGUGCUACGUAAAGGCAGCUUCGGCUUGGGUGCUAACAGCGACUUCCUGAGGAAGAGAAACCACCUGCUGCGCACCAUCUCCUCCCAACCGGCCCCCAGCUCCCCAACAGGCAGCAUCCACAACAGACCGGAACGCACACAGAGCCAGUCGGACGGCGAGCGGCUGGAGCGGGACCGGCUGGAGAGCGCUCACAGCUACAGCCAGGGAGCAGCACAGCGCAGCAUGAGCAUCACAGCUAACUGCUGGGGCCGCAGCAGCAGCACCAAGCUGGAACCAGGCAUUCUCAGCCCCAAAUGAGAUGAGGGAGACAGUAUGAGAGUACCUUCAGGAGAGUGACUUCAAAAUACAGUGCUGAGGAAAGAGACUCAUGACAAAGACAAAUGCAAAGAGUGAAAAACAGUUGGCUUGCACCAGAUGGGUAAAUACCACAAGGAAAACAACAGGUGCUACAAUCCACUCUUUAUAAACGAUGCCAGUCACACUCAUAGACAGAGAUAUUUAUGAACAGUCGCUGUAUUUAUUAUACAACACACACACACAACUCAACAGGCAUUUCAAGGAGCAUCUUCCUGAAACAGGAACAUGCACACAAAUAGAAAUAGCUUAUAGUAUAGGGAUCAAGACUGUUUCUACUGUUUAGUAAAUGUUUAUCUGUCUAUACAGCAGGCUUUUAGAUUGGAGAUGGUUACACAUACAAGCACCCCAAUGCUGUAUUCUUAAGCAAACAACACAACAUGGUUACAGACAGCCUGUAUCAGGUCCAAGCGCUGAUACUGUAACUGACUACUGCCACCGCAAGCACAGCAAUUACUAUAGAGAUCAACUUUGUGCUUUAUAGUUUUAAAGCCACGUCCUUUUUAUGUGAUCAUCAGAUAUGUUCACGUCUGGGAGCAGAGCUGAGAAUCAGGUAAAACUGGAUUGAAUGUGUUUCUUUUCUCAGUGUGACCAAACAAACAAUCAUUUAGCCGCCAAAAUUGAUCUUUUUCAGGAAAAGCAUUAUCAUUUAUUAUCAUUAAAAAAAUAUUUGUUUAUUCUAUAAGAUAACAUGAAAUGAUUUAAUCAAGAUGUACUUCUUGUUGCAUUUACAUACAGCAAUGACUAUAUAAUGUUUCACCAAAACCAUACAGUCCAGUUUUGCUUGUUUUCUAGCCGACCCUCAGACCAAAGAACCAUCCAAAUAUCACACGAAGCAAACUGCGAAAUUACCCUUUAACUACGGCAGCAGCUGAAACUGUUCCUGGGAUUUUAUAACAUUUCACCACACUGCGCUGCUGAACCUUCCUACAUCAGUAAUGUAUGACUCAGCUACUGCACGGUUAAUGUGCCAAAGCAAACAGUAUAGAAGGAUAUGCUGUACAUGAACAGAGAGGGAAUGAUUAAGGUAUCCUGUGUACAAAUGGAAUAGAUUGUGUAAGUAUGUAGUUGAAUGGCUUAACAAGGCUUGUACAUAAUUGUUAUAUUACAGUGCAGAUCUGGUAUCUGGUCCACUGAAGACCAGCUUCAAGUGUCUUCUUAACUCUGGGGGUAAACACCGCCUCAUUCAGGAUACACUUUAAUGAUUGAUGAUGAUAAUUAUUGUUAUUUAUGAUUAUUGAUAUUUUAAAAUUGUAUUGAUUUCGUGAACAAAAUGUGUUUUAAGAUUACUUUAGCUAUGUUGUGUUUUUAUUUUCUUUCUUCAAACUUCAGUUGCAGCAGCCAAAACUCAAAGAGGUCUUUGCCUGGCACAGUAUUGUACUUUUAUUAUGUUAUCUUGCAGAUCACAAGAAUUGUAUCAACAGAACUGCUAUCUUGUGUCAUAUAUUGUAUGUUUAUUAUCUAUUUUGGAAAUUUGGGAUAUGGCUUUUCUCCGGUUAUCCCUAAGCUGUAAAUGAGGCGUUGAAUGUGCUCAUAGAUAAUCCUCCUUAGGUUAAGGUCUCUUUUCUCUGUUCUGCUGCGCCUUUAGAGAAGGAAAAAUCAGCAAAUAGUAAAUCCUGUACAAUACGCUGUCAGAAGUAGGAACGCAGAGCUAAGACUUGCUUUUUGCUGUUUCCUUUUAUUUCUGAAAUGGGUAGAAGUUUUGUGAUUUAUUCAUUCAAAUGAUGUGUAUUUGCCCCUCUGAUAGGCAUGUAGAGAGCUGACUGCAAUGGACCAAUAUGGGCUCAAAUGUAAGGGAAACGUGCAAUAUUUCUCAACCGCACCACAAGAUCAAACAGACUGUGUAAAGGAAAUGCCACAGUGCAUUGACAAUCAGUUCAACAGGCACAUAUUCUACAGACGUCAAACUGCAGAGGGAAUCUGAACACACCUGAGCAGCACUCGACACCUCACAGGGUACACGUGCAACAUUUGUCGUCCAUAAAAAAAAGUAGACAUCUCUCUCAAGAAAGUACCACUGACCUGAUAAUGCUAAAUAUGACAUUACAUGUUCUCCUGGGGACAGACGAUCUCCAGGCUUUGAAGUCACUUACAUUUAAAAGUGACCCAGAAAUCAACACUCGGUUGUUUAUCUGGAAUGCAGAUCUUCGACAAACCUUCAUAAAGGUAAUGUUAGAACUGAGAGGAUCCACUAUAUGGUCAUUUUGGAGGCUGUAGUUUGUGGUGCUGUUGAAUUGUACAGUGUUUUACUGAGAGGUGUUUCCCUUUUAUAUCAAUGAGGUGAGACUUAAGGCUACAUAACUGAGUGUACAUCCCAACACGUAGGUACCUAUAACUUCUUUAAUCAGGGCUGUUUCUAGCUAUCCUGGUGAAGAAAGAUUUAAUUACAAACUGUACUACAGUCGCUCACCAGAUUUAUAUGAGAUUCACCAUAUAUAAAACUCUUUUAAAAGCUGCUGAUUAAAGAAAAUGGCUGUUUGUACAUUGAUAGUAAUUCGGGGGGAAAGGAAAGACAAUGCUGUAAAACAUGCAAUCAUUUAAAGUUGGCAACUACAGAACCAUAUGUCCUUCCUUAGAGAAUGUAAAGACGACGCGGUGCGGUUAUCUAAGUUUGGAUACCUCUGGGCAGACACUCGUUUUGAUUCUGCUACUGACACACACAUGACCAGAGGCCUUACAUUUCCCUUUUCUGCCUUACAUUGACCAUUGUGUUGCGAGGCCUAGUAUGAAUGCUGCUCACUCCCGAAUUGACUUCAUGGAAAAGGAUACACUGUUUACUUUGGAAAUAGGAAAUGCACAAUUUGUCUUAUAAGGCUUUGGCUUGUUUUCACUUUAAAAAGGAAAUGUACAAUGGAGAGAUCUAUUUGACACAUUUCACCAACAUUAGGCAAUCCGUCACUGUCUCCAGCUCUGUUCAUGCAAUGCCACCACUGUUACAUCAACAGUUAGAAUGCAUAGGCUGUAUAUAAAUACGCUACAUACCUUGGUAAAAUAUUUCAUUGUACAGGGUGUGUCUCUUGUAGGUUUUUGGAUAACUUAAUUUUAUCCAUUCCCUUGUGUUUUUAUGUACAGUGUAUAAAGAACAUAUAAAGAUCAA